GACUCCCAGCGCACCGCCUGGCGCCCACAGCUCUGCAGGCUGAUAAGUGCUGUGACAGAGGUAGGGGCUCAGUCAGGGCUGAGCCUCGCCAUACUCUCAACAACCCAGAGAGCCGUAAAGUUAAAUGAAAGAAACACCAUCCGGGUGAUCUAGAGCAGCAGUAACUCAGUUUAUGUUACACUUUUAUGCGUCCUGGUGCGAUCAGGCGCACAGCAGAAGGUGAGCGCACAUGGGCGAACAUUUGUCCGUUUCACUGACUUAUCGAGAAAAAUAAGUGUGAAAAAGUUAACCAAGCAGCAGAAGAGCAGCGGGAGAAAACAAUGUCUGACUCGGGCUUCUAUCACGGGAGCGCGCCGAAGUCCUCUGGCAUGGCACGUGGACAGAGACCACCGGAUCUGGAGCUGUCGGAAAAUGCGUUUUCCUCACCUGAUCCAGGAACACCUGCGGGCAGCGACGGCUUUUUUCAGCGAGAUAAAAUGUCUGAGGAGGGUAACACUCCCACAGAGGUGCCCCACAUUCACCUCCACCCGUACGUGUCCCAUCCCCGCAUGUCCGUCUACAGCACCGGAGCGCGUCCAGCUCUCACCCGAGCCCUCAUCCAAGGACGCGUGUAUAACUUUCUGGAAAGGCCGUCAGGCUGGAAAUGCUUCGUGUAUCACUUCGCAGUGUUUCUCAUGGUCCUGGCCUGUCUGAUUCUCAGCGUUCUGUCUACCAUCCAUGAGUACCACACUCUGGCACACCAAACGCUCUACUGGGUGGAGAUCUUCCUCGUGGUGUUUUUCGGCGUGGAGUACUUCGUCCGCCUCUGGUCAGCUGGCUGCCGCAGUAAAUAUGUCGGCUUCUGGGGCCGGCUACGCUUCGCCAGGAAGCCAAUUUCUAUAAUAGAUCUGAUUGUGGUUAUUGCAUCUCUUGUCGUGCUCUUAGUAGGAUCCAAAGGCCAGGUCUUCGCCGCCUCUGCUGUAAGAGGGAUUCGCUUCCUGCAGAUCCUGCGGAUGCUUCACGUGGACCGGCAGGGAGGAACCUGGCGUCUCCUGGGCUCAGUUGUCUUCCUUCAUCGACAGGAGCUGAUCACGACCUUGUACAUUGGAUUCCUGAGCCUGAUUUUCGCCUCGUACUUCGUCUACCUGGCAGAGAAAGAGGAAGAACACAGUGGCUUUCAGAACUAUGCUGAUGCCCUGUGGUGGGGAGUGGUGACAGUGACGACCAUCGGAUACGGAGACAUCUUGCCUGUGACCUGGCUUGGAAAGACCAUUGCAUCCUGUUUCUCAGUCUUUGCCAUUUCCUUUUUCGCUCUGCCGGCAGGAAUCUUGGGCUCAGGCUUCGCCCUGAAGGUGCAGCAGAAGCAGCGGCAGAAACACUUCAAUAGACAGAUCCCUGCAGCCGCCUGUCUCAUUCAGACAUCGUGGAGAUGUUUUGCUGUGGAGAACUUUGAUUCUGCUACAUUCAAGAUGUUUCUGAGGAAGAAAUCCAGCAACCCCACCUCCUCUCUGUCCACGCCGAAGCCCAAGAAAUCGGUGAAGAUGAGGAAAAAGGGAAAGUGCACAGACAAGGACAACGGUCCUUCAGCCCCGGUCCCCAGCAUCACCUACGACUCUGUGUUCAACAGCGGGAGGGAGCUGAACUCUGAUGUUUACAGCUCUGUCGGCACAGAUCGUCAGCAGUCCUGGACGUCUUUGUCUUCCUUUCAGUUCAACUCACAGCCUCCAGCAGUGAAAACAAACCCUGGCCUUCUGGAUGUCCCCUCCCCGGGCCCCCUCCAGAGGAACUCCAGCUUUGCAGACGACCUGGAGCUUGAGCCAGAGCGCUACAGUCAGCUGGCUCCUGCUGCCUCUGUGGCUCAGUUGACAGAGUCACACAGAAAAGCCAUUCAGGUGAUCCAGAGGAUGAGAUACUUGGUAGCGAAAAGGAAAUUUCAGCAAGCUCGUAAGCCAUAUGAUGUGCGGGAUGUGAUUGAGCAAUACUCACAGGGUCACCUCAACCUCAUGGUGCGAAUCAAGGAGCUGCAGAGGAGACUCGACCAGUCUUUAGGGAAGAUAACUUUGUUCCAGACGAGUUCAGAGCGAGCCAGAGACAGAGGCAACAACUCCAUAGGAUCCCGACUGAACAGGAUAGAGGACAAGAUCACACACUUGGACCAGAGCUUAAACCGCAUGGCAGAGUCGCUCUCCCUACUCCUGGACCAAAGAGACAUCCGCGAGGGUGAAGGCGGAGGCAGGCCGAGGCCCAGGCUCGGGCAGACCUCAAAUGUCCUCCACAGCCAGGACAGCCUGCCAAGCUACGACCAGCUGUCUUCAUCGCCUUCAUCCUCCUACAACGCCGGCGCAGCAGCCGGCCCUCAGCCUCACUUCAGCCUCACAGCCAGUCAGGAUAAAGACUGCUGAAAUCAAACACCUACCUACCUAUCUGUCACACAUAGCCUUUAAUGACAAAGAAAUGUGCCAAGUCUGUGAAAACAUUUUUAUAACAGUUAACUAACUUGUAGAUGGAGCUAAAACAAACGCAUUUACUCACUAUUUCUGCAACAAUAUACUUUGUCUAAGUAAUAUCUGAGCCUUCAGUUGUAUGCACAUCAAACAAAAGCUGGGUGGUGAUGGAGAAAUGCAGUUGCAAUCAGAAUUAUUCAACCCUAUCGUAAAUCAAGUUUAUUCUGAAAAAGUACCGACUUUCUGCUUUUUGCAAUGAACAAAUCAGACAGAAAUCACUGAAAUAGCUCAACACAAUGCAUCUUAUAAUGGCUUCUCCAGUCUCAAAAUGAUUCAACCCCUUCAUGGCAGCCUCUUUAGUCCUUAGUAGAGCACCCUUUGGCUUCUAUGGCCUGCUGCAAACCAGAUGCAUAUCCAGACACCAGCUUUAACCAAGUCUUGGUGGAAUCUGAGGUAUGCUUUGGGUCACUGUCCUGUUGGAUUUCCUGAUACUUCAAUGAAUCUAUCUGUCCUUCCACACGCUGCAGGUUUCCAGUGCCAGAGGAUGCAAAGCAGCUCCAGAGCAUCACAAAGCCACUCCCAUGCUUUACUGUGGUACAGUGUUCUUUUCAGCGUCUGAUUCAUUCUCCUACCUCCAGACACACCCCUGAUCCAUCGCGCCAAAAAGUUCCAGUUUGUUUCAUCGCUCCACAGAACAACGUCCCUAAACCUAUGUGGCUUAUUUCUAUGAUUUCGAGCCAACUUUUCUUGGUCUUUUGGGUCAGUAGUGGUGUAUGUCUUGGAGCUCUCGCAUGCAAACGUCUAUGUUCAGGACUGUACUCACUGAAACCUCAGUCUCUGUUGCCACCAAGUUUUAAUGGAGGUCUCUUGCAAUUCUUGAGGAUUUUUCACAACCUGCGUUUCCAUUGAAGGUAGUUUUGGGCAUGAGUUCUCAUAUAAAAAUCCCAUCUCGCGUGAAUCCGCUGCAAGGAAGCUGGAUGCUCAAAACCUGUAGCAUGUUGGUAUGAUUACAUCUACAGAGGUUGCUUUGAUAAUUUUGAACAAAAGACGAAGGCAAUAGAUGAUAGUUCAGAGGCAAAGUCUGUAUGUAUGGCAAACGCAGCGUAUAAGGGUAUAAGUGUGAUGUUAAGAAAGUCUCGUCUCCUCUUCUGUCUACACGUACCGCGCCAUGUUUUCCCGGGGUGAACCGGUCAUGUGACACUGUAUGUUAUGCCCUGUGACUUGUACAUGCAGAAAAAGUGUUUGCGGUAUAUUUCUAUAUCCAAACGUCUGAAAAACCUCCUCAUGAGAGCGUAAAAACUUUUAGCCAUAUUUGAGAGGUUUUAAGAAAUUCAGGUGUUUCCAUGACCUUUUUUAUGCUAUUUCGAUUUUGCAUAUUUCUAAGGGUAAUGGAAAUGCAGCUGUUGAUAGCUUCCUUUUUCUGCCCUGUCCAGGUGGUGGAACCACUGUUCCUGUCUCUGGGAACAUUUUGUGCCUUUGCUAUCUUUCUGUAUCCUGUACAAGGGCAGUGAUAUCCUCUCUCUUUACUCUUAACCAUUCUUUUGACGUUGCCAUAUUUCUAACAUGCAGACAAACGUGACGCUCAACAAACCCCUCGUUGUUCAGGUAGUUCAUGUUCCAGCUCACGCAAACUCGAUGACACUAGUGAAGCCCUGGAUUAGUUCAUCAGGUGUUCUUGAACCAACACUGGUUUUACAUGUUUGAGGUGCUGUGAGGGAUUCUGUUCAGGGGUUGAAUUAUUCUUAUUGCAACUGUAUCUCAUUAUAGGGGGUAAUUUCUGCAAAAGAUGUGCAGCGCUGGUAUUAAAGAUCCUGAAAAGUGAAAUCCAAAGUUUUUGUCUUAACACACUAGAUCUGCUGGAAUAUGGUAGCCUUAAACAUGUUCAUAGUGAGGUAAAUUCACCAAAUCUAUCAGCCACAGUGGUCUAUGGAUCAUUUAAAACAUCUUCUUCUUAGGUCAACAAAGGGUCAAGAGACAUGCUAAUGGCGUGAGCGCGUUCCUCAAUUCAGACUGUAACAUUUUUUAAAUCUGAGAGGAUUGUAUUUCUCCUGAGUGGGCAUGGCUUCAGCUCAUUCAGCAGACACAUCACACCAUCCUGGAGCAGAUUUUACUGCCUCAUUUUUCAUCAUUUUGAA
Cheilinus undulatus (humphead wrasse) is the source of this 4558-nucleotide messenger RNA. It is a transcript of the gene kcnq1.1, whose product is annotated as potassium voltage-gated channel, KQT-like subfamily, member 1.1. The transcript is spliced from 17 exons. Gene Ontology annotation, cellular component: voltage-gated potassium channel complex; membrane. The coding region runs from base 321 to 2381 and encodes 686 amino acids. Gene Ontology annotation, biological process: potassium ion transport; transmembrane transport. Gene Ontology annotation, molecular function: voltage-gated potassium channel activity. Lineage: Eukaryota; Metazoa; Chordata; Actinopteri; Labriformes; Labridae. The record is from RefSeq and is a predicted model, not a curated record.